Pseudophryne corroboree (corroboree frog) is the source of this 16131-nucleotide messenger RNA. RefSeq lists its product as uncharacterized. The record is from RefSeq and is a predicted model, not a curated record. Gene Ontology annotation, molecular function: catalytic activity; DNA-binding transcription factor activity, RNA polymerase II-specific. The coding region runs from base 109 to 10077 and encodes 3322 amino acids. The transcript is spliced from 21 exons. NCBI's taxonomy places the organism in Eukaryota, Metazoa, Chordata, Amphibia, Anura, Myobatrachidae. Gene Ontology annotation, biological process: regulation of transcription by RNA polymerase II. Gene Ontology annotation, cellular component: nucleus.
AGCAACAUCCGGGUCUCUAGGUGGGAAGGAGCAGAAAGGAGUCAUCGGGCAUUCAAGCGGUGAAGUAACAGAGGCUUUACCACCACUAUUCUCCCUGAUUCUUUGAGAAUGGACACAGACAGACAUCAGAAGAUGGAGAGGAUAAUAAAUCUCUCCCUAGAGAUCAUCUACCUGCUGACUGGGGAGGAUUAUGCAGUAGUGAAGAAGACAAGUGAGACACCCAGCAGCCAUCCCCGUGUGUCAGGAGGACUGAGCAGGACCCAUUGCCCCAUCCCGGUGUCUCCACAUCACUCACUGAUACAUGAGAGACACAAUGACCAGAAGAUCCUGGAACUCACCAACAACAUCAUUCAGCUGCUGACUGGAGAUGUGAUAGCUGGGAAUGGGACAUUAUACAGUAACACCAGGGAAUGUGUCUGGGAGAUGACUGGAGAGGAGGGGGAGUAUAUAGAGGAACACAGGGGUCUGUACAAGGACGUGAUGAUGGAGAAUCACUGGCCCCUCACAUCACUGGAUGGACCCAGUAACAGAGAUACCCCAGAGAGUUGUCCCCGUCCUCUGUAUUCCCAGGAUUGUACAGAGGUGAAUCACAGUAUCCCACAGCAGGAUAAGGUUGAAGAUAUGGCUGAUAUUAAGGCAGAAGAUAUAGAGGGAGAAGAAGAGACGUAUGUGACUGAUAUAAAGGCAGAAGAUGCAGAGGGAGAAGAAGAGACGUAUGUGACUGAUAUAAAGGCAGAAGAUACAGAGGGAGAAGAAGAGACGUAUGUGCCGGUUAUGAGGGCAAAAGAUAAAGAGGGAGAAGAGACGUAUGUGACUGAUAUGAAGAUAAAUAAUAUAGACAGAGAAGAAGAGAUGUAUGUGACAGAUAUAAAGGCAGAAGUUAUAGAGGGAGAAGAAGAUACGUAUGUGAGGGGUGAUCAGCAGUGUAAGGAGGAGGAGAUCCCUACAGAUAUCAGCACAGCAGUUGGACACCUCAGCAGGAAUAUCUCAGAAGGACAUCUCCAUUUCUCUUCAGAUGGUGAAAUCAAAGAUAACCUCACACAAGAUGCUCAUGGAGAAAACUCUAUUACUCCAUCUGGUCCCACCACUCAUGGGGAAUGUUCUCCUGAUAACUCAGAUAUUGGUACUUCUAUUGCAACUCUUAGAGUAGAUAUGAGUAGAGUAGAUACUUUGCCUUCUUCUAUAGAUACCAAAUCUUUUACACAGAUCACAAAGCGUAUUAGCCAUCCCCCAGCUAAGGCAGGUGACAGGCAAUUUUCAUGUUCUGAGUGUGGGAAAUGCUUUAAACGAAAAGUCACUCUUUUUACACAUCAGAGAAAUCACACAGGUGAAAAACCAUUUUCAUGUUCUGAGUGUGGAAGAUGUUUUACAUGUAAAGGACAUCUUAUUAGACAUCAGAGAAGUCACACAGGUGAGAAACCAUUUUCAUGCUCUCAGUGUGGUAAAUGUUUUGUAAAUAAUUCAGGUCUUGUUACACAUCAGAGAAUUCACACAGGUGAGAAACCAUUUCCAUGUUCUGAGUGUGGGAAAUGUUUUAGACAGAAAUCAAAUCUUGUUACACAUGAGAGAAGUCACACAGGUGAGAAGCCAUUUCCAUGUUCUGAAUGUGGGAAAUGUUUUUGCGAUAAAUCAGAUCUUAAUAAACAUCAGAGACAUCACACAGGCGAGAAGCCAUUUCCAUGUUCUGAGUGUGGGAAAUGUUUUACACAGAAAUCAAUUCUUGUUACACAUCAGAAAAGUCACACAGGUGAGAAGCCAUUUCCAUGUUCUGAAUGUGGGAAAUGUUUUAGAGAUAAAUCAUAUCUUAUUAAACAUCAGAGAAGUCACACAGGUGAGAAACCGUUUCCAUGUUCUGAGUGUGGGAAAUGUUUUAUAGAUAAAUCACAUCUUGUUAGGCAUCAGAGAAAUCACACAGGUGCGAAACCAUUUCCAUGUUCUGAGUGUGGGAAAUAUUUUAGAGAUAAAUCAGAGCUUGCAUCACAUCAGAGAAGUCACACAGGUGAGAAGCCAUUUCCAUGUUCUGAGUGUGGGAAAUGUUUUAAAGAUAAAUCAGAUCUUAGUAAACAUCAGAGAAGUCACACAGGUGAGAAACCUUUUCCAUGCUCUGAGUGUGGGAAAUGUUUUAGAGAUAAAUCAUUUCUUGUUAGACAUCAGAGAAUUCACACAGGUGAGAAACCGUUUCCAUGUUCUGAGUGUGGGAAAUGUUUUAGACAGAAAUCAUAUCUUGUUACACAUCAGAGAACUCACACAGGUGAGAAACCAUUUCCAUGUUCUGAGUGUGGGAAAUGUUUUAGAGAUAAAUCACUUCUUGUUAGACAUCAGAAGUCACACGUAUUUGUAUUUGGCUAUAUUUUACUGUCACGCCCUAAGGCUACAUUCUCUAUAAUGUCUGCCACACAGGGUGGGAAAUCCGUGGUCGCUUCUGCAUCAUGCAGUGCUCGCACCACGGAUUUACCUGAAGGGGAAGUUUUAACACUUGGUUCUGGCACUGGAUGCCAUAUACCUCCAAGUCAACCCGCAGCACCUGUGGCCAAUCAUGACCCACCUUGGGCAGCGUUCUCAUGUAUGCUAAGUACACUUGUGACACGUCUUACGCCCCCUACGGAACCUUCGGUACCAUUACAGCCACAGAUUGUCCCUGUAGUCAAUCCGCCCUGGGCGGACACUCUGUCUACUCCGUUACAACAACUAAAUUUAACGGUUAGUAAAAAGUCUACCCCAUGCCCCGCCGGGGCCAAGUGGUCAGCUAAGCAGGCCAUUUCUUCCUCACAAUCCACUAAUAUUUCGGAUGAUUCUUCUGCUGAGGAUGGGGAAUAUACUGAUCCAUCAGACACUGAUACAGCUGAUUCUGAUGCAGAAUCUACAACACAGGUUGAUGUUCCUGACCUGGUGGAGGCUAUUAAGCUGAUUCUCCAAUUAGAUGAUGAGAUCGAGCCCACUACUGCGUCUAAGAAACAUGAUAAGUUCAAAUGGAAAGCAAAAGGUCAGGCAUACCCAAAACAGGCUCGUGCCUCCAAAACCACUAAGCCCAAAACGAAACAAUCUUGGGCCGUCCGUCAGCCUGCUUCCAAACAAGACAAGCCUGCUUUCUUAGAACUCGCCCUGGUUAUCUACCUAAGGUGGUGUCAUCUUUCCACCUUAAGCAAGAGAUUGUGGUUUAACUCUUGUGGAUUGUCUUCCAAAGAACAGUCUUUAGAUGUGGUACGGGCUCUCCGUAUAUAUGUGGACUGCCUCCAUCAGGAGGACUCCUUGUUCUCCUUUACGCUGAAGAUAGUUCCUAAUGACAUUGGCUGCAUGUUUGGGGCUGUCCUGCUGAAUAAUUUUGCAGCCAAGGAUGCCUCCCUGAUGGCUCCACCGGAAUUUUCCAUGGUUUGGAGAGUACUGGGAAACAAACUGUUAAACUUUCAGGUCCAGGAUGCACUGGUGAUUCCUCCUAUAUACCCCAGCCCCAGGCUAUCCAGUUUAGUGAACAAGUCCAAGCUAGACAUUGUUAGUAAAGGUGUUGGAACCUUAGCAAGCAUAUACACACGCACGCUCAACAUGUCUAAAGGCAACAAAAAGCAACAAGCGGCAGCGGCCACCCUGAGCCUGAAGAAAUACGCAUACUCAAACACCAAACCAUCAGAUCAAGAGACCACAACACAACUCGACGUCUCAGACUCGGAGGACUCCGACCAUUCUCCUCUGACACGAAAAGAUCUCCACCUGCUUUUCUGCGAAAUCAAGGAGACAAGGAGAUCUGUACAAGCGGUACAGGCGGAGGUCCACACCGCUAUUACCUCUCUUAAAGCCGACAUCUCAGACCUGGGGGACAGGACAGACCACUUGGAGUCCAAAAUGGACGAAGUGGUCGCCUUUCAGCAGGGGGUGGAGGAUGAUGUCCAUACCCUGAAACAAGAAAUGCGCCUAAUCCUGGAACACCAGGAGGACCAGGAUAAUCGGGCGCGCCGGAAUAAUCUUCGCAUCAGGGGGAUCCCUGAGGAAGUUGAUAUGACAUCCCUCCCCGGCUUCCUCAAGAAAUUGUUUAUCCAUCUCUCGCCCUCAACGCCGGAAGAUCAAUUUCUGCUGGAUAGGGCUCACAGAGCUCUUCGCCCCCGCUCUCAAGACCAAGCACAACCCAGAGAUGUUAUUCUACGCUGCCACUACUAUUCGGCUAAGGAGGACUUGCUGCGGGAGACUAGAAAGCUUCCCAAGCUGGAUUUUCUAGGACAUUCCCUACAAAUAUUUCAGGACAUUGCUCCCAGUACGCUAAUUAAAAGAAAGGAAUUCCGUCCUAUCACUAUGGCUCUGCGGGAUAAGGGCAUUCGAUAUAGAUGGGGAUUCCCCUUCUGCAUACUUGUGUGGCACCAUAACCGCCUACACUCGGCAAGGGACCUAGCUGAAGCUAAAGUCCUCCUACGCAACCUAGGUGUUACCCCGUCUCUGCCUAUGCCCGAAUCUCCGCAGCGGAUGAAUGUGGCUCCCCCCGCAGAAUCGCCCGACACUCCGAGACGCUCUCUGAACCGCGACUGGACACGUGUUCCAUCAACAUGGAAAGCUGCCUCUAGCUGCGGUGUCUGGAGGGAGGCGAUGAAGCGAUUCGAGAUCCGGUCGGUCAUGGCUCUUAAAAUCUAUUCGCACAACGUUAAAGGUUUGAAUAGCCCCUACAAACGCACUAAACUAUUCCUCUCCCUUAAACAGGCCAAGGGAGAUUUAGUCUUCCUACAGGAAACGCAUUUUAAGAAGUCCCUACACCCCGACUUAAAAUCCAAAGCUUAUCCCCUUACGUUUCAUGCAUGCGAUGCCACACAUAAGAAGAGAGGGGUUUCCAUUCUGAUAGCUCCUCACCUCACGUUUGAAUUGCUGGACAGUCAUGCAGAUAAAGCAGGUAGAUGGCUUAUCCUAGUGGGGAAGCUAAACGAUAGCCUAUGUACCCUAAUUAACAUUUACGCCCCAAACCAAAACCAAGCUACAUUCUUCGGGAGAAUAAGUGCACAGCUGACUAGCCUCGGCCGAGGAGAAGUCAUCAUGGCUGGAGAUUUUAAUGAGGUACUAGAUGCCUCCCUGGAUAGGUCAAACCCUCCCCGUCCUCGGUCCCCUCACCAUCCCCGCCCGACUUUGGCGUCCCUUGCUUUGCUAAACCUUUUGAAAACCCACUUGCUAUUCGAUUCAUUUAGGGUAUCUGAACCACUGACCAGAGACUACACCUUUUAUUCCUCGGUACACAAAACCUACUCUAGAAUUGACAUGAUCCUACUCAGCCGGGAUAUAUCCUCAAAAAUGAAAUCUGCCGGCAUUCUCCCUAUGAUAUGGUCUGACCAUUGCCCGAUCACUGCCGAACUCCAAUCCAUCACCCCACGACCUCCCCCCAUUUCCUGGCGUCUGAAUGACUCCAUCUUACACAACCAAGAAGUCACCACUCAAAUUAAAGACUGCCUGGCCGAAUACUUCCUUCUCAACGACUCCCCAGAGAUUUCCUCUACUACUCUGUGGGAAGCACACAAAGCAGUCCUCCGAGGCCAUCUGAUAAGCCAGAUGGCUAGGUUUAAAAAAUCCCAGAAGAUUAGUUUCCUCUCCCUCUCUACGAAACUCCAGGCCCUUGAGCGUCAGCAUAAACUUUCCCCUACCCUGUCUAAUCUAGAGCCCCUACUAGAGGCUAGGAACGCAAUGUCACUCUCUCUGUCGGAACGCACGGCGAAGACUCUUCAGAGGCUUAACCAGACCUUUUACGAGAAAGGCGACAAAGCCGACAAAAUCCUGGCAUCUCGCCUUAAAGCACAAAGAUCCCGUAACAAUAUCUUAGCGGUAAAUUCCGAAUCUGGUGAACUCACAUAUGACCCAGGGGGUAUAAACAGGGAAUUUCGAGAUUAUUACGCCAAGCUAUAUAACUUAAACCCCAAGGCACCAAACCCCAACCCUCCUGAUGCAUUAAUCUCAGAAUUUCUCCGCCGAGCAGACCUCCCCCAACUAUCGGUCACUGACUCGGUAGCUCUGAACAGUGACAUCACGGAGGAGGAAAUAACGGCCGUCCUGAGAAACCUUAAAUCCUCUAAGGCCCCUGGCCCUGAUGGCUUUUCGGCCUCAUAUUACAAAAAAUUUGCCCCCCUGUUGGUCCCCCAUCUGCGGGUACUAUUUAACGCAGUCCUACACGGCGCCCCAUUCCCAAGUACCAUGCUGGAGGCCAGAGUAAUAGUUAUACAUAAAGAGGGCAGAGACCCAAGAAAUUGCGCUAACUAUCGCCCCAUAUCCUUAUUGAAUCUGGAUAUUAAAAUAUAUGCAAAGAUCUUGGCCACCCGCCUCAACGGUGUGUUAUCUGAACUGAUACACUAUGAUCAGGUGGGAUUUAUCCCAGGACGCCAAGCAAGAGACAACACUAGAAAAGCGAUCAACAUUAUCCACCUAUUGAAUAACAGGCAAACCCCAUCUAUUAUCCUUUCCUUAGACGCUGAGAAGGCGUUCGAUCGUAUCUCUUGGCCGUUCCUUUUGCAGACGCUUCAGGCGUACGGGAUAUCGGAGGAAUUUCUCACAGGGGUCUCAGCACUCUAUUCCUCUCCGAUAGCAAAAGUCCUUACUAAUGGGAUAUUGUCCCCCUCCUUCCCAUUGACUAAUGAAACUAGACAGGGAUGCCCUCUCUCCCCCCUGGUGUUUGCCAUGGUCAUCGAACCAUUAGCAGCCAUGAUAAGGAAGUCCGGCAGUGUUCGGGGAGUACAGAUGGGCGCACAGGAGUCCAAGAUCUCCCUCUUCGCCGACGACGUUCUACUAUCUCUAACCCAACCGCAAUCUUCCCUACCCGCCCUAUACAAGAUCAUAGAGGAAUAUGGUUCCCUCUCGGGAUAUAAAAUAAACUACUCUAAAUCGGAGGCCAUGCUGCUCCAUGUCCCUGGAGACCUCAGGCGCUCCCUACAGUCCUCUUUUGACUUGCGUUGGCAGACUAAUAAGAUCAAAUACCUAGGAGUCUAUAUUACCUCCCACUAUAACUCCCUAUACUCUGAAAAUUUUCCACAAAUACUGAGCAAGAUCAAAUCAGAUUUGACAAGAUGGAGGACCCACAUCAUAUCCUGGCUGGGUAGGAUAAUUGCCCUCAAAAUGACAGUUAUGCCACAACUUCUAUAUCUUUUUCAGACCCUGCCUGUGAGGGUCCCGGAGAGGGUCCUCAGGGAUGCCCAGGCCUCAUUUGUGAAUAACAGAGGCUUUAGUCGUACCUCCUGUAUUCUCCCUGAUUCUUUGAUAAUGGACACAGACAGACAUCAGAAGAUGGAGAGGAUAAUAAAUCUCUCCCUAGAGAUCAUCUACCUGCUUACUGGGGAGGAUUAUGCAGUAGUGAAAAAGACAAGGGAUUUUGAGACACACAGCAGUCGUCUCCGAGUGACAAGAGGACUGAGCAGGACCCAGAGCCCCAUCCCGGUGUCUCCACCUCACUGUCUGAUACAUGAGAGACACAAUGACCAGAAGAUCCUGGAACUCACCAACAAGAUCAUUCAGCUGCUGACUGGAGAGGAGGGGGAGUAUAUAGAGGAACACAGGGGUCUGUAUAAGGACGUGAUGAUGGAGAAUCACCGGCCCCUCACAUCACUGGAUGGGCCCAGUAACAGAGAUACCCCAGAGAGAUGUCCCCGUCCUCUGUAUUCCCAGGAUUGUACAGAGGAGAAUCACAGGACCCCACAGGAGGAUCAGGUUGAAGAUAUGAAGGCAGAAGAUAUAGAGGGAGAAGAAGAGAUGUAUGUGACUGAUAUAAAGACAGAAGAUAUAGAGGGAGAAGAAGAGACGUAUGUGACUGAUAUAAAGGCAGAAGAUAUAGAGGGAGAAGAAGAGACGUAUGUGACUGAUAUGAAGGCAGAAGAUAUAGAGGAAGAAGAAGAGACAUAUGUGACUGAUAUAAAAGCAGGAGAUAUAGAGGGAGAAGAAGAGACGUAUGUGACUGAUAUAAAGACAGAAGAUAUAGAGGGAGAAGAAGAGACGUAUGUGACUGAUAUGAAGGCAGAAGAUAUAGAGGGAGAAAAAGAGACAUAUGUGACUGAUAUAAAGGCAGAAGAUAUAGAGGGAGAAGAAGAGACGUAUGUGACUGAUAUGAAGGCAGAAGAUAUAGAGGGAGAAGAAGAGACAUAUGUGACUGAUCUAAAGGCAGAAGAUAUAGAGGGAGAAGAAGAGACAUAUGUGACUGAUAUUAAAAUAGAAGAUAUAGAGGGAGAAGAAGAGACGUAUGUGACUGAUAUGAAGGCAGAAGAUAUAGAGGAAGAAGAAGAGACAUAUGUGACUGAUAUAAAAGCAGGAGAUAUAGAUGGAAAAGAAGAGACAUAUGUGACCGAUAUAAAGGCAGAAGAUAUAUCGGGAGAAGAAGAGAUGUCUGUGACUGAUAUAAAGGCAAAAGGUAUAUCGGGAGAAGAAGAGACAUAUGUGAGGGGUGAUCAGCAUUGUAAGGCGGAGGAGAUCCCUACAGAUAUCAGCACAGCAGUUGGACACCUCAGCAGGAAUAUCUCAGAAGAAUAUCUCCAUUUCUCCUCAGAUGGUGAAAUCAAAGAUAACCUCACACAAGAUGUUCAUGGAGAAAACUCUAUUACUCCAUCUGGUCCCACUUCUCAUGGAGAAUGUUCCCUUGAUAACUCAGAUAUUGGUAUAUCUAUUGCAGCUCUUAGAGUAGAUAUGACUUUGCCUUCUUCUAUAGAUACCAAAUAUUUUACACUGAACACAAAGUGUAUUACCCAUCCCCCAGCUAAGGCAGGUGAGAGGCAGUUUUCAUGUUCUGAGUGUGGGAAAUGCUUUAAACGAAAACAGAUUCUUUUUAGACAUCAGAGAAUUCACACAGGUGAAAAACCAUUUUCAUGUUCUGAGUGUGGGAGAUGUUUUAAACAAAAAGGACAUCUUAUUAUACAUCAGAGUAUUCACACAGGUGAGAGGCCAUUUCCAUGUUCUGAGUGUGGGAAAUGUUUUAGACAGAAAUCAAAUCUUGUUACACAUCAGAAAACUCACACAGAUGAGAAGCCAUUUCCAUGUUCUGAAUGUGGGAAAUGCUUUAGAGAUAAAUCGCAUCUUGUUAGACAUCAGAGAAGUCACAGAGGUGAAAAACCAUUUUCAUGUUCUGAGUGUGGGAAAUGUUUUAGAGAUAAAUCAGAUCUUGUUAAACAUCAGAGAAGUCACACAGGUGAGAAACUGUUUCCAUGUUCUGAGUGUGGGAAAUGUUUUAGCGAUAAAUCAGAUCUUAUUAAACAUCAGAGAAGUCACACAGGUGAGAAACCGUUUCCAUGUUCUGAGUGUGGGAAAUGUUUUAGACAGAAAUCAGGUCUUGUUAAACAUCAGAGAAGUCACACAGGUGAGAAACCGUUUCCAUGUUCUGAGUGUGGGAAAUGUUUUAGAGAUAAAUCAGAUCUUGUUAAACAUCAGAGAAGUCACACAGGUGAGAAACCGUUUCCAUGUUCUGAAUGUGGGAAAUGUUUUAGAGAUAAAUCGCAUUUUGUUAGACAUCAGAGAAGUCACACAGGUGAGCAACCAUUUCCAUGUUCUGAGUGUGGGAAAUGUUUUAGAGAUAAAUCACAUCUUAUUAAACAUCAGAGAAGUCACACAGGUGAGAAGCUAUUUCCAUGUUCUGAGUGUGGGAAAUGUUUUAGACAGAAAUCACUUCUUGUUAGACAUCAGAGAAUUCACACAGGUGAGAAACCAUUUCCAUGUUCUGAGUGUGGGAAAUAUUUUAGAGAGAAAUCAGAUCUUGCAUUACAUCAGAGACGUCACACAGGUGAGAAGCCAUUUCCAUGUUCUGAGUGUGGGAAAUGUUUUAGACGGAAAUCAAUUCUUGUUAUACACCAGAGAUGUCACACAGGUGAGAAACCGUUUCCAUGUUCUGAGUGUGGGAAAUGUUUUAGACAGAAAUCAGAUCUUAUUAAACAUCAGAGAAGUCACACAGGUGAGAAACCGUUUCCAUGUUCUGAGUGUGGGAAAUGUUUUAGACAGAAAUCAGAUCUUCUUAAACAUCAGAGAAGUCACACAGGUGAGAAACCAUUUCCAUGUUCUGAGUCUGGGAAAUGUUUUACAUUGAAAUCAAAUCUUGUUACACAUCACAAAACUCUCAGGGUUUUAAAGCCAUUUCCAUGCCCUGAGGGCAGUUAAUGCAGUCCAAUUUCACGCUGCCUGAGGAAGCAGACCGUAACAUGCGUUGCUCUUGGACACCACACAGAUUAUUGAUUUAAAAAAUUUUGUUUUAUUUUUGUUUAAAUUUCUAAUUGUUUUAAACCUAAAUGUUAUUUUAUCUUUCUGAAGUGGGGUACACUGGUAUUCCACAGGGAAUACAUCGGGGGUGUAAAGUUGGAUGUUGAUCCGAGGUACCAACAGGCUAAAGCUUUGACUGUUCCCAGGAUGCACUGCACCGCCUCCUCUAUAACCCUGCCUCCGGGCACUGGAGCUCAGUUUGUAAGUUGGUACCUGCAGUGCAGGUCGACUAACAAGUGGGGCUGCGCUACGCAGCCCUGAAAAGCUUUUUUAAGAAGACUUCAAGGGCUGCAGCACUGUUUAAUGUCAUUUUGACAUUCUGUGCUGCUGCUGCUGCUGCAUACUCCCAUGGCUGGGUUCCCGGGUACUUGCAGCGGAGGCGCACCGGUCUUCAGGCACACCACUGCUGAUGCUCUCCUGAAUUGCGUGGCUGCACAUCAGGGAGGAGGUAAGAGGGUCCCCCAGGUGGGACCCACCGGUAAAUCGCGGUCCGUUCGCAGUCCCAGGAGAUGGACCGUGCUGCUGGCGUGGACACUGUACUGCACAGGGACCCCACUAUAUCCACCAGGGCAGGGAGCACAGGUCGGAUUUACUAAAACUCCGUUUUACAUUGGCUCCACAGUACCCGGUGGUGAGGACCAGCAGAGGGGAUAAUCCGCUGACCUGUAGCCCCUCCCACAGCUCCGUGCGCCAUGUACUGCUGGUUUUCCCGCCCUGGAGCUGCAUUUCCUCCUCCCUCACUCCCUGACAGGGAGUCUGGCGCCAUCUUUACACUAAUAGCUGGGCUGAUCUCCGGGACUGCAGGGCAAGGUCUCUGUAAAGCCGCCUGUCUCAUCAGCGCUGUGCAUUUACAGGACACCUAAGUAUUCUACAUGUCAUUUUAGACAGUGUUAGUUAUGAACAAGUGUACUGCUAUAUGAAUAUUUAGUACAAGUAUUCUGUGAUCUAUAUCCAGUAGUUAAUGUGCAUUGUUAUAUCUGUAUCCAUACAUAUCUAUAUGUAUUUUUACUAGUCUAGUGCAGUUUUAUUGUUUAUCUGUAAUAACUUCUGCAUUGUACCUGUGACUGAGUGUGCCUGUAGCUGCUGUGUGGAUUCCAUUCUCUUGUAUAUCACUACUUGCUAUCACUAUAUUCUGUACCCUGGGGGGCUAGGUGCGUCAGGGUCUCAUUUAUUUAUAUAUAGUACUACACAGUAUAUCCUGUUAGGUGUUUUUACUGUGUGUCUCCAUCGCCUUAUACCGCUUUAAUCGUCUGUUUGUGCCCUGUAUUUCCUGUCACAUAACACAGGGUUAUUUUCAGGUGAUAUAUAGAUGAGCGAUCUCCAAGCGCUGCUAUACACAGUUCAGGUUCGUAUAUCCCCGUACUCAAAAAGAAAACAUAAUACAAGAUCCAUCCAUUAGCAGAUUUCAAAAUCUUUUUAAUCAAUCCUGAAUCUUGCCACUGGAAACUGACCUGUUAAAAAAAAAAAUGCAUUCCCAUAAAGGUUUCUUUAAGACUUCAUGUAACAUCAAACUCCUAAUGUGGGGCCCAUCUGAACACGGCUUACAUUUUUAAUUAGCCCUAUGUGCACCAAAAGGUAUCUUUGGGUCCUUGCUUGUAAAUGGACUCUCUAUCUUCCCCACAGAUGGCACCACCAUAUUCGAUAGGACAGCAGAUCGUUUUAAAAUAUAUAUUCCAAUAAUAUCUUAGGUAAAAAUGGUCAGGCGUACCCGAGACAGGCUCGUGCCUCCAAAACCACUAAGCCCGAAACGAAACAAUCUUGGGCCAUCCGUCAGCCUGCUUCCAAACAAGACAAGCCUGCUGAAUGAGUGGGUGGACCUCCCUCUGGGGGACCCCAGGGUGGGAGGCUGACUUCUGUUGUUCGCCCAGGUCUGGUUGAAGACCACUUUGGAUGCCUGUGUGCGAGAAGUUUUCUCUCACGGGUAUAUAUUCUCUUUCAAGAAACGCCCCUUCACCAGUUCUGCAUGAUGGUUAUCCAUGCGGACCCGUUGAAACUGCAAGCUCUCCACUUGGUUGUACAAUCCCUCCUGGACACAGGAGUGGAAGUGCCGGUACCUCUGUCCCAGAGCGGCAGGGGAUACUAUUCGACCCUGUUUCUAGUUCCGAAGCCAAAUGGGUCCUUCCGGCCUAUACUCAACCUCAAAUCAUUGAACAUAUUUGUGAGUGUCCAAAUUCCGUAUGGAAACUGAGCUGUAUUGUAUUGGCCAUGGAACCCGAAGACUAUAUGGUAUCCCUGGAUAUACAGGAUGCUUACCUGCAUAUACCUAUUGCCUUAUCACAUCAGCAAUAUCUGCAGUUUGCUAUUAUCAAUUCCAGGCUACCAUUUGGACUGACGACGGCUCCUCGGAUCUUCACCAAGGUCAUGGCCGUGAUGACGGCUCAUCUCCGCCGUCAGGGAAUCAGAAUCCUGCUGUAUCUGGACAACUUGCUGAUCCUGGUGAACUCCCGAGAUGUUCUCCUCAGUUAUCUGGAACUGACGUCCAAUUCCUACAAGCCCACGGGUGGCUCAUCAACUGGAAAAAGUCCUCGCUGGUCCCUGCUCGGAGCAUGGUGCACCUGGGGGCACUACUGGACACACACAAACAGAGAUUGUUUCUGGCUCUGGAGAAAGUCCUGAAACUUUAGGACAGGAUUAGAUACUUCCUCUCUCACCCAAGAGUGACGAUACACUCGACGAAUCAAGUACUAGGCCUCAUGGUGUCGGCUUUCGACAUGGUGGAGUACGCUCAAUUUCAUUCCCGCCCUCUGCAGAGGUUAAUCCUAUCCAAGUGGGACGGCCUGCCUCAUCGGAUCAGGUCUCAUAUGAUCUCCUUGACUCCGGCAGUUCGUCUGUCACUAAGCUGGUGGCUACAGGACCAGCAGUUGAGCAGGGGCUGUCCCUUCUGGAUCUCCAACUGGGUCCUCCUGACAACGGACGCCAGUCUGCGAGGUUGGGGUGUGGUGUUGGAGCAACACUCUCUCCAGGGUCGGUAGACCAGGGAGGAAUCUCUCCCGAUAAACAUUUUGGAAUUGAGGGCAGUGUUCAAUGCGCUGAUGCUUGCCCUGCCUCUGGUACAGAACAGGCUUGUUCAAGUACAAUCAGACCACUCCACCACGGUGUCGUACAUAAAUCAUUAAGGUGGCACUCAAAGCCACAUGGCAAUGCUGGAAGUAUCAAAAAUCCUCCAUUGGGAGGAAUGCCAUCUGCCAGCAAUAUCGGCAGUGUUCAUUCCCAAAGUCCUCAACUGUGAAGUGGAUUUCCUCAGUCAUCAGGAUGUUCAUGCUGGAGAGUGGAGUCUUCAUCAGGAAGUCUAUCAACUCCUAGUGGACAAGUGGAGCCUACGAGAUGUAGACCUGUUGGCGUCUCGACACAAUUAGAAAGUUCCAGCCCUCGGAUCAAGAACCAGGGAUCCUCAAGCAGCAUUCGUGGACACACUGGCAAUUCCAUGGAACUUUCGGCUGCCAUGCGUGUUCUCUCCAGUGCCACUCCUGCCCAGGGUACUAUAGAAGUUCAAGUAAGGAGAAAUACUACUUCUAGUCGCUCCAGCGUGGCCCAAACGGCAUUGGUUCUCAGACCUGCAGGGUCUAUUGAUAGAGCGUCCUCUUCUACUUCCUCAAUGCCCAGACCUCCUCGUUCAGGGCCCUUGUGUCUACCCGGACCUGGCUAGACUGGCUUUGCCGGCGUGGCUCUUGAAGCUUCACUCCUGAGAGCCAAAGAAUUCUCAGAGGCGGUUAUCCAAACUGCUAAAGGCCCGCAAACCGGCUUCUGCACGGAUUUAUUAUAGGGUCUGGAAUUUUUACUUCACCUGGUGUGAUGCUAAGAAUUACAAUGCUUCCAAGUUUAGUACUUCCAGACUUCUGGCUUUUUUGAACAAGGCCUGGAUUUAGGAUUUUGUCUCGCCUCCCUCAAGGUUCACAUCUGCCUUGUCGGUGUGGUUUCAGAGAAAGAUUGCAUCUAUACCUGACGUUCAUACCUUCACUCAGGGUGUACUGUGGAUUCAGCAUCCCUAUGUCCCUAUGGGGGUUUGUCUGUGGUCCUGAAGGCCCUGCAAGAGUCUCCAUUUGAACCUCUUGAAUCAGUGGAGCUUAAAUGGCUCACAGCCAAGGUCCUAUUUCUGCUGGCUAUUGCCUCUGCUAGACAGGUGUCAGACUUAGGAGCUUUGUCCUGUCAUCCACCCUUUUUGAUUUUUCAUCAUGACCGUGCAGUUCUUAGAACUCGCCCAGGUUAUCUACCUAAGGUGGUGUCAUCUUUCCACCUGGUUCCGGCCUUUAACUCUUCUGGAUUGUCCUAUGUGGAGAGGACUGCCUCCAUUAGGUCAGAUACCCUUUUUGUACUGUUUGUUUUUCACAAACGUGGCUGGCUUGCGAACAAGCAAACCUUGGCCAGAUGGAUUAGAAUUGUGAUUGUACAUGCUUAUGUAUUGGCUGGUCGUCCGGUUCCUGCUGCUAUUAAAGCACAUUCUACUCUGUUGGACCUUCGUGGGCGGCCCGCCGUGGCGCAUCCGGGUCCUCAGUGAACAUGUUCAUUAGGUUCUAUGCCUUUGAUACUUCCGCCUCCCAGGAUGCUUCCUUUGGACGCCGUGUUCUUGUGCCCACUACGGUUCGCCCCCUCCCAUGAGGAACUGCUUUAGGACAUCCCCAAUGUAGGCCCUGUGGAAUCCCAGUGUACCCCGCUGCAGAAAAGGAGAUUUAUGGUAGACUUACCAUAGUUAAAUCUCUUUCUGCGAGGUACACUGGAUUCCACAGGGCGCCAUCUGCCAUCUCUUACCUGCUGCUGCAAUGGACUGGUUAACGAAAUUGAGCUCCAGUGUGCAGAGGCGGGGUUAUAGAGGAGGCGGUGCAGUGCAUCCUGGGAACAUUCAAACCUUUAGCCUGUUUGUGUCUCGGAUCAAGAUCCAACUCUACACCCCCGGUGUAUUCCCUGUGGAAUCCAGUGUACCCCACAGAAAGAGAUUAAACUAUGGUAACUCUUACCAUAAAUUUCCUUUUCAAUUGCUGUUUUUAAUAAUAUUAUGCUGUGAAGUCUUUAGUGUUUCUUAUUUUGAUCAUUUUGUGCAUUAAUAACGUGAGUAUAUUAUAGGAGCUCUUCAUUUCAGGACUGAACAGUGUAUCAUUUACGAUUUGUUAAUGUAAAAUACAGUUGUUAUUGUCUGAACUUACAGGAGUAUCAAUCAUCCAUGACAAGGCUAUUCAAUUAUAUUAAACCCAUGUACUUAGUUGCACGAUGGUGGUCCAGUCCGAUCGUGUGGUUCCAGAGCACAAAAGAGCGAUUCAUUCCUAGUAGCAUAAAAAUAUAAGUACAAGUACCACCAAUUACAGUCUUUGCCCGGGGCAGCGUGGUACAAUGUAUACACAGCAAACAAUAUAGAAGUACCCUAGUAACACACAGUACAGUUUAGGUAAGUUGGUCACUACACCACAGGUUACAGCAGGGGUGGCCAACCAGUCAGAGGCAAAGAGCCAGAAAAGAUCUGUAGUCAAGGCCACACACACUACUGAGCCUCAUUUUGACUUGUUUUAAGGACAUUACAUCAAAGUUGGAUCAGCCUGUAGUGUGUUUUUCCGCUUUCAUUUUGAGGGUGACUCCAAAUCCAGACCUCUGUGUUAAUAAAUUUGAUUUCCAUUGAUAAUUUUUGUGUGAUUUUGUUGUCAGCACAUUCAACUAUGUAAAGAACAAAGUAUUUAAUAAGACUAUUUAAUUCAUUCAGAACUAGGAUGUGUUAUUUUAGUGUUCCCUUUAUUUUUUUGAGCAGUAUAUUUACCAGCCAAACCGUAACUAUAUGCCGGGCUGAAUAAAACAGACAUCCAUGAGAUCACUUCCAAAAUCACAUAUAUUCAUACAAGUAUAUACAGUGCAAUAUUUACACAGGAAAUUAUAUUAUGUCAUAAAGAAAACAAACGCUGAUAUACAAUAAUGUAUGAUAUUGAAAUGGAAUAUUUACGUAUAUGAAAAAUAAUAAAUAUACAGAAAACUUCA